Diplodia corticola is the source of this 2052-nucleotide messenger RNA. Its product is annotated as carboxylesterase. The record is from RefSeq and is a predicted model, not a curated record. The transcript has a single exon. NCBI's taxonomy places the organism in Eukaryota, Fungi, Ascomycota, Dothideomycetes, Botryosphaeriales, Botryosphaeriaceae. Bases 1 to 2052 code for a protein of 683 amino acids.
AUGCUACCGCACUCCUUUGCUGCCGUCUUCAUGGUGCCCUUCGCCGCUGCGGCGUCGGGGGGAGUGACGGUGCUCUUCCAAAAUGACGGCAAUUGGACGAGUCAUGCUGAGAAGCCGAGCGCACUGCUGGUUCACCGCCAAUCCAGCUUCGAAGACGCCGUGGCAACAUGCAACUCUCAAGAUGAAGCCUUGCUCGGCUGUGGUCAAAUACAGCAUUUCCAUGAGCAGCUGAACUACCAGAAGUUCAUUGGCAACAUCCAGGACGACGAGCUGUUUUGGACCGAUUGCAGCGAAUCAUCGCUGGUGUCAUGGAGUGGCGGAUCCACGUCUGCCGCGAGCAACGACUCCGGCCUGCACUACUUUCUCUGUACCAACAGCGCUCCCAUUGUCGACAAGGUAGACACCGACUUCUCCGUCUACCCUCGCGUCAACGUCUCGGCAAACGGCACCACUUUCGAGGGUCUCCGCGACCACAUGGCUUUCCGAUUUCUGGGCGUCCCCUUCGCCCAGCCUCCAGUGGGGAAUCUCCGUCUCAAGUACGCCCAGCCGUGGACGGGAUCGUUCGUGGACGCGACCGAGUACCGCGCCGCCUGCAUCCAGACCGGGUGGUAUGACGGGAAUGCCUACGGGCUGAAUCCGUGGGGAAACAGCGAGGACUGCCUGUACCUCAACGUCUUCACCCCCGGGCUUCCCGAUCCUGCCGCCGCCGCCAACGAAGCGCAAACGCUCAAGCCCGUGAUGUUCUGGAUGCACGGCGGCGCGAUGAAGACCGGCACGGGCAGCGACGCCACUUUCGACGGCGCCAGCCUGGCCAGCCGCUCCGACGUCGUGGUCGUCGCCAUCAACUACCGCCUGAGCAUCUUCGGCUACCUGGGGCUCGACGACGCCAUUCCCGGCAACUACGCGACGUCGGACAAGAUCGCAGCUCUCCAGUGGGUCAGGGACCACAUCUCGGCAUUCGGGGGAGAUCCAAGCAGCGUCACCAUCUUCGGGCAGUCGGCCGGCGGCGGAUCCGUCAUCGACCUGAUCGCCUCCCCCAGGGCCGAAGGCCUCUUCCACGCCGCCAUCAUCCAGUCCGGCGGCAAGGGGUGGGCGCAGGCUCGGGCCGACGCCGCCGCCGCCAUCGAGCCCUACAUCCGACCGCUGUGCAACCAGACAGGCACCGCCCGGCUCGAGUGCCUCCAGGCGCUGCCGGCCGACACCCUGUUCAACCUCACUUCCCAGGGCGGCAGCUGGCAGACCGUCAUCGACGACGACUACACGCUCGACAUACCCAUCGCCCAGGUUUCCAAAGGCCGGCAGUCGAUCAACUCGGUCAAGGUGAUGCUGGGAUUCAUGCCGGAGGAGGGCCAAUCGCUCCUCGAGCUCGAGCUCGGGCCCAACCUCACCACCUUCAGCGACGGGCUCGGCGUCCUGGUGGAGAAUGGCCGAGCCACCCAGGAACAAGCCGACGCGGUCCUGGACUCCGGGCUGUGGGUGGUCGGCAACGGAUCGUCGUCGACCGGCGGGGGGAGCACGACGUACCCGGACGCGUACAACGCCAGCAUCAGCAUCGUCUCGGACCUCGUCCUGACCUGCGGCGGCAGCCAGUUCGCUUCCGUCGGCGCCGCUUCAGCCGCCUUCGAGGCGAUGUGGGUCUACAGCCUGGAGCGGGCGUACGCUUUGUCGUACUACAACUGGUACGACGCCUGCACCUUCCCCGUGGGCGAGCCCGACACGCCGUACUACCGCUGUCACUCGGGCGAUCUGUACGAGGUGUUCGGCACCUACUACCUGUUCGACCGGCCGGUGCGGGUUGCGGAAGACAUCUACUUCACGAACGCCGUGCAGGACAUGUGGGCGUCGUUUGCGCGGGCGGGGAACCCGAACGUCGAUGUGGCGUAUCUCGAGGCGAGGGGAUACAACAGUACCAUUGAGCUGUUUUCUUCGUGGGAGUGGCCGGAAUUCAACACGUGGAGUCCGCGGGUGGCGUCGAUUCAGUACCCCCAGUCGUCUGUCACAACGCUUCCCGAACAACAGCACUGCAAGGUGCUCUUGCCACUGAUCUCGUAA